AUGGACAAUUUCUUGCCACCCGGUGCCCAAGGCAACGAUUUCGCGUUGCUUCUGCCACGUCAUUUUCGAGAAGAUGUGGUGCGGUUUUUGGAGCAGGACAUGCCAAGCUUUGACGUCGGUGCAUUCGUAGUGGGCACCAAGCCGGUCAAGGCACAUCUGCUGGCGAAAACUCCUGGCAUUUUGGCCGGUAUGCCUUUCUUCAACGCAGUCUUCGAGGAACUCGGAUGCGAAGUGCGCUGGUUUGUUACAGAAGGAUGUCGGCUUGACUUGUCACCGGUUGCCGAAGCAGCUGCACAGGGCGGACCUCCGCCUGAAGGUGACUUUGAUGCUACAACCUCUCACUUCAUUGGCAAGAUGAAGAUUGCAGAGGUCACUGGACCUGUCUGCCGGUUGCUACAAGGCGAGCGUACUGCGCUCAACAUUAUUUCGCGUUGCAGCGGCAUUGCCACACAAACCAACCGCUUGGUCGCGAUCAAGCAGGAGCACGGUUGGCAUGGCGAGAUCGCGGCCACCCGAAAAGUGACACCUGGCUUUCGGCUUUUUGAGAAAUAUGCAGUUGUCGUUGGGGGAGGCGUUCCUCAUCGUAUGACACUGAGCGACAUGACUAUGCUGAAGGACAACCAUUGCUGGGCGUGUGGUGGUGAUAUUCAGGCGAUGGUGAGAAAAGCUCGCAGCGCUUGCGGUUUUUCCAACAAGAUUGAGGUGGAGUGCCAGUCUCUCGCCGAAGCUGUUGAGGCAGCCACCGCAGGAGCGGAGGUGGUUAUGCUUGACAACUUUCCGGCGCCAGAGGCCAAAACGGCCGCUGCGAAGCUUAAGGAGCAGUUCCCGCAUGGCCUUACGGUGGAAAUCAGUGGAGGAUUGAAUGAGGAGACGGCGGCAGAGUACUUCAGCGAGCAUGUCGAUGUUCUGAGCUUCGGAAGCCUGACGCACGGCUAUGAUGUUCUAGAUUUUUCAUUGAAAGUCAUGGGAUAA
Messenger RNA from Symbiodinium natans, 972 nucleotides. NCBI's taxonomy places the organism in Eukaryota, Dinophyceae, Suessiales, Symbiodiniaceae. The record is from the annotation of a GenBank genome assembly.